AUGACAGUCACUGCGCGUGAGAAAAAAUGGUGGAAAGAGGCAGUCGUCUACCAAAUCUACCCUGCGUCAUUCUGCGACGCCGACGGUGAUGGCCUCGGUGAUUUGCCGGGCAUCAUAUCCAAGCUCGACUACGUCGCCAGCUUGGGCGUGAAUGUGAUAUGGAUCUGCCCCAUGUACGACAGUCCCCAGGUCGACAUGGGAUACGACAUUUCCAACUACGAAGACGUGUACAGACCCUACGGCACCGUUCAGGACAUGGAGGUUCUCAUUCGCGAGGCGCACGCCCGCGGCAUGCGCAUCAUGCUGGAUUUGGUCAUCAACCACACGUCGGACCAGCAUGCCUGGUUCAAGGAAUCCCGCCGCAGCAAGGAGAGCCCCAAAAGAGACUGGUACAUCUGGCAGCCUGCCAAGCACUCGCCUUCUGGCACGAGGCUGCCUCCCAACAACUGGCGAUGCAACUUUGGCGGCGGCAGCGCUUGGCAGUGGGACGAGCAGACGGGAGAGUACUACCUGCAUCUCUUCGCCGCAGAGCAGCCCGACUUGAACUGGGAGAACCCCGCCACUCGGCAAGCCAUCUACGCCUCGGCCAUGGAGUUUUGGCUGGACCGCGGCGUGGAUGGCUUCCGAGUCGACACCGUCAACAUGUACAGCAAGCCCGUCGGCUUCCCGGACGCCCCCGUCGAGGAUGCCAAAGCCCCGUACCAGCCCGCCGGUCUGCUGUACUGCAACGGGCCCCGCAUGCACGAGUUCCUGUCCGAGAUGAAUGCCAUCCUCUCAAGGUACGGCGCCAUCACAGUGGGCGAGCUUCCCCAGACCCCAGACGCGGCCACGGUCCUGCGGUACGUGAGUGCCGAGGCCAAACAGCUCGACAUGGUCUUCCAAUUCGACGUCGUCGACGUCGGGUUCGGCAAGACGCACAAGUACGAAACCGCGCCCAACAGCUACACCCUCCCCGAGUUCAAAGAAGCCAUCAGCCGGACCCAGGGCCUCAUCCGCGGGUCCGACGGCUGGACCACGGCCUUUCUGGAAAACCACGACCAGGCUCGCUCCGUGUCUCGCUUCACAGACGACAGGCCAGAGUACCGCGUGCUCGGCGCCAAGCUACUGGCGCUGAUGGAAUCCUGCCUCAGCGGCACGCUGUACGUGUACCAAGGCCAGGAAAUCGGCACCGUCAACGUCCCCAAGGAGUCGUACCCGCUGGAAAACUACCUCGACAUUGACAGCUACCUGUUCGUCAGCAUGAUCAAGGAUCGCCACGGCGCCGACAACGCGGAGGAGCUCGACAAGGCCUUCGCUUCCCUCCAGCACCUGGCCAGGGACCACGCCCGGGUGCCCAUUGCCUGGAACGGAAAGGCAAAGCACGGCGGCUUCUCGGAGGCUGCCGAAAGGGAGGGCAAGCAAGUCAAGGAACCGUGGAUGAAGCCCCAUCCCCUGGCAGGAGAGAUCAACGUCGCCUCGCAGCUCGACGACGCCGACAGCGUUCUCAACUUUUGGCGCAAGGUGCUUCAGUUCCGAAGGGCGCACGCCGACCUGUUGGUGUACGGAGACUUUCGCGACCUGCGACCCCUGGACGAGAGCUUGUUUGUUUUUGCAAAGGAGGAUGCCCGUGGCGGGGACAAGAUUGUUGUCGCUCUCAACUACUCGACGGAGGAGAAGCUGCUUGAGCUUCCUAGCGCAGAGGAGCUGGGUGUGCAAGAGGCCGCUUUUGUGCCCAUCAUGUCGACGCACCCGGGCAAGGGCACGGCCAAGGAAGGGGGGGUCUUGUCGCCGUUUGAAGGUCGGGCUUUUCUGGUGCAUGUAUAA
Ustilaginoidea virens is the source of this 1803-nucleotide messenger RNA. RefSeq lists its product as uncharacterized. Gene Ontology annotation, molecular function: alpha-amylase activity. Gene Ontology annotation, biological process: oligosaccharide catabolic process. The record is from RefSeq and is a predicted model, not a curated record. Lineage: Eukaryota; Fungi; Ascomycota; Sordariomycetes; Hypocreales; Clavicipitaceae. The coding region runs from base 1 to 1803 and encodes 600 amino acids. The transcript has a single exon.